CGUUCCAGUCCCUCCUUCUUCCCGACGCACGACACCGAUUUCCUUCAGCGUCUCUCGAAGCCCAUCGGGUCCAAAGCAGUCAGAUGCUGUCGGGCCUUGCUCAGGCAUCUUGAGAGAGAAAAAAAAAAAGCUCUUUUCCCAUCCGACCGGCGUCUCGUCGAGCCUCUCGUUUAGCAGUCCCGGCCUCGUUCGUCGCCGUUCACCUCCAACAAAACAACUCCCGCGAAGAUUCCACCGAAGCUGGCCAUCGAACUCGGACAUCUCCCUUCUUAGAGCACGCAGAAUCGCCUUGCAAAAGAGCCGACUAGACGCAGCGCCAAACCGAACGACUCUUUUCUUCCUUUUGCCGACAUUCUCGUCUCUCUUCUUUAUCCCUUGACCACCAAAGAAAACGCAAGAGACUCCCCGGCGGAGCCAGCUUGAACCUUUUCUUAGCCUUUCAUUUGCCUUUGCUCGUUUCAAGUCAGCGUCCAAGCCGCAGCCUCCGCUUUGUUGGCCUGUUGUUUUCUUCCCCCCCCCCCUCCCCUGAAUCGACGAUUUCUUUCGACAUUUUCCUUCUUCUCCAUACGCUCGCUACCUCAACAUGAAGUCGUCAACACUUCUUUCUGGCGCCUUGGUGGCCGCCGCCCAAGUCUACACGGCCCUUGGCGCAACUGCCGUCAGAGCUCACGAAGUGAGCCACGUUAUCCGAGCCAACAUCCAGCUGCCAUCACAACCGCCAGUGCCGAACGCCUACCGAUCGCAGGGCUGUUGGAGCUCCAAGGGAAACAUGACGCAUGCCACCGCAGUCAAGAGCACGACCGUUUCGUCUGGUUCGUGUAACGAUUACUGCAAGUCCAAGGAAAUGCCUGUCUCGGGACUGCAGGGCGAUGAAUGCUUUUGCGGAAUGGUCUACCCCCCUCAGGGCGACCAGGUCGAGGACUCCAAAUGCUCCUUUCCUUGCCCUGCGUAUCCCAAGGAGGCCUGUGGUCAGAUCGGUCAGCCGGGCUACUUUUCUGUCUUCAACACUGGCGUCAACAUCAACCCUGACUACUACGAGCCCCCCAAGUCGACAACCACAUCGCCCUCGUCGACCUCGACGUCUACAGACGCUGAAAAGUCAUCAGCCGCUGCUGGCUCUUCGGGCAUUGCCAGUGCGUCUGCGGAGCCAACCUCUGCAGACGGAGGAUCCAAGAAGAAGACAAAUGUUGCCGGCAUCGCCGCGGGAACCGUCGUGGGCGUCGUCGUCCUCGGUGGUCUUCUCGGAGCUGCCUUCUUCACCCUGAGACGGAGACGAAACGCCGAAAUCGAGGAAGAGCAUCGCCGGAAUGCUGCCGUCAAUGCCUUCAUCAACGGCUCCAAGCCGCCUUCUACUAGCGGUAGCAUUUCGAUGACCGACUCUCGCCUCGACCCCAUCAUGGCCCACCGCAGGCUCAGUGAUGGCAGCAUUGCGGACAAUGAAGAUUACUCUCGCCGCAUCCUGAGGGUAUGUCGUUGCUUGCCUAGCGCCUCGUUUGUAAGCAUUUGCCCGGACUAA
Molecule: messenger RNA, 1516 nt
Organism: Trichoderma reesei QM6a
Lineage: Eukaryota; Fungi; Ascomycota; Sordariomycetes; Hypocreales; Hypocreaceae
Exons: 1
Coding region: 584-1516 (310 amino acids)
Cellular component (GO): plasma membrane
Source: RefSeq, a predicted model, not a curated record